This is a messenger RNA of Emiliania huxleyi CCMP1516, 939 nucleotides long. RefSeq lists its product as hypothetical. The transcript is spliced from 2 exons. The coding region runs from base 1 to 939 and encodes 312 amino acids. NCBI's taxonomy places the organism in Eukaryota, Haptophyta, Isochrysidales, Noelaerhabdaceae. Gene Ontology annotation, biological process: proteolysis. The record is from RefSeq and is a predicted model, not a curated record. Gene Ontology annotation, molecular function: calcium-dependent cysteine-type endopeptidase activity.
AUGCGAUUGGUUGGAUCCACACUACCACGGGUCGACGCGGUCGUGGCUGUCGCUGCAGACCAGCGCAUGUCAGUCGCUCCAGCUCGCGCGGCGGCGGAUGAAGUUGCGACCGAGCUCAGGCUCGCCGCGGCGUCGGAGGACGCCACCUCCAACGACGAGGGCGACUGGAUCGAGCUGCUUCGCUGGCAGCGAAAGAAGGGCGGCCAAUUCACCGAUCACGACUUCCCUGCCGACGACGCCUCUCUUGGCGAAGACGUCCUUCGGGCGGGAAAAGUGAGCUCGUGGCGGCGUGUGUCCGACAUUUUUGGUCCGACAACCGAGUACGUCGAGCUCGCCUUCUACGACGAUGACGAGCGCAAGCUGUGCGGCGGCGAUCCCAACCUGAGCCAGCGCGGCUUUGAGGGCUCCAAGGGCGAGCCGGCCGACGAGGCGGACGAGUUCAAGGGGCACGUGACGCGAAUCGUCAUGCAGGCCGUGACCGGCGAGGCGGUGGCGCCAUCGAAGCCUGAACGCCGCAUGAGCCUCGUCUCGAGCGGCCAGGCGCGGCAGCUCCCCAGGCCGAGCCUUCCCACGGCCGAGCUCGCCGCCACAGAGGGGAUGGGUGAGUGGCUGCAAAAGUGGGCGUCCCAGACGCGCGCCAAGCACGGCGGCUGCGACAUCGAGAAGAUCGAGGUGCGGCCGAGUUGGGACCGGAGGCCGGGCUACGUCCCCAGGGUCACCUGCCGGUGCGCCAUCCACUUUGCGGCCUACCACAUCGCGCUCUUCCAGCGCGGCGAGGACGGCACGUUCGUCGACCCGGCAGAUGUCGAGCAGGGCGAGCUGGGCGACUGCUACCUGCUGGGCGCGCUCUCGACGCUGGGCAUUCGCGAGGAGCGCAUCCUCGACGUCUUCCCCGACCUGCCGCAGGACCGCACUUAUGCUAUGCAACAACUAUGCUAG